AUUAAACAUAUUUUUUUUUACUUUGCUAAACCGAACUUCAAACUGAACCGAACCAAAAUCAAACAGCAACAUAAAUGAUUUUAGUUCGAUACAAAUUCUCUCAACCCGAAUAAACCAAAACCGAAAACUGAAUCGUAAACUGAAUUGCCCACCCAUAGUUAGGGCUGGACCCGGUUCGGGCCGCCCGGCCCGAGUCCAGCACCCAUAGUUAGAGGGGCUACCACAUUUCAAACAGGUGCCGGCCUAGCCCUUGGAUGUCCAAAACUCCGGAUACUUGCCCAACCCGUCAAGCUGUACCGGGUCUGCAUCUUUCAUGGUUUCCUGCAUCCACGCAGUCUGAUUCCUCUCUGCGUGGUCUCGCCAUGGCCACGUUCACCCGCCCUUACACUUCUCCUGAUCCAAGAACAGCUCCCACUUGAGGAACCGCGCGAAAUGGUAAACCCCCCCAGACUCAAGUCUCUUCAUUCUCUGAUUCAUCGCCGCCUGACCAAUAAUAGUAACCUUCACUCGUUCUGCACGGGAUGUCGUUAUUUUUCUUCGAAACCCGUGAUUCAGCUUCAUAGCAAUCAAGAACACAGUAAAAACUCUCAAUCGCACUUGGUCUAUAAGGUCUGUGAAAUUUUAUCAAAUCGGCGGAAACGGAGCGCGGAGCGAACUCUUUGAGCCCUAAGCUAAGACCCCACCAUGUCGCAAGGGUCAUUGAAAUCCAUAACGACACUGACAUAACUGUGCAGUUCUUCUAUUGGGUUUCCAAGAGGCAUUUUUACAAACACGAUAUCGCCUCUUAUGUGUCGAUGCUUAAUAGGCUACUGCGGGAGAAGAAGUUUGAACCAGCUGAUCAUGUCAAGAUUUUGAUGAUAAAAGAUUGCAGAAACAUCGAAGAAAUGAAUAGGGUAGUUGCGUAUUUGAACGAGAUAAGGGAAAAUGGUCUAGGACACGGUCUGUAUAGUUUUAAUACUCUGUUGAUUCAGUUAGGCAAAUUUGACAUGGUCAUGUCUGCUCAAAGAUUUUAUUGGGAAAUGCUAAACAAUGGCAUCCAACCAAAUUUGCUAACAUUCAACACAAUGAUAAAUAUAUUGUGUAAGCAAGGGAAGGUGAAGGAGGCUUAUUUGAUUUUGAGUCAAGUGUACGGGCAUGGGAUGCUUCCAGAUGUCUUCACAUACACAUCCCUCAUGCUUGGGCACUGCAGAAACAUGAACAUAGAUUCAGCUUUUCUGGUUUUUCAACAAAUGCUAAAUGAGAAUAUUCAUCCCAAUGCAGUAACUUACUCAACUCUCAUAAAUGGGCUUUGCAGCCAUGGGAGAGUUGAUGAAGCUUUAAAUAUGACCGAGAAAGAGAUUGAGCCGACUGUGUAUACUUACACGGUUACCCACCAAACUCUGAAACCUACAAUGCCCUCAAUUCACGGGUUUUGCUCAAUGGGAAACAUAGAGUGGGGAAUGAUUCUUUUGAAUGAAAUGCUAAAGUCAGGCCCCACACCGACAGUCAUCACAUACAAUGCACUCAUCAAAGGGUACCUUGAAGGUGGUUUAUUGGAGAACGCGGUUAGACUGUUGCAUUUGAUGAAGAGUUGCGGACUUAAACCAGAUGAGUGGACUUACGCAGAACUUGUCUUUGGUUUCUGCAAAAGAGGGAAGCUUGAUUCGGUCAUAGCUUUCUUUGAAGAAAUGAUCACACAAGGUUUGUGUCCAAACAAGAUAAAUUACACGACAUUAUAAUGCCAUUAUAAAUGGUUUAUCAAAAUCUAACCGAAGCAGAAACAAUGUGCAAUAAAUUAGCUGAGAGUGGUAUGGUCCCCAGUGUCAUUACUUACACAACAUUGAUUGAUGGGCUGUGUAAGAACGGCGAUACUGUAAAUGCAUUUAAGAUAUUCAGAGAAAUGGAAAAUAGGAAUUGCCCGCCCAACUUGUUUACUUAUAGUUCGCUCAUCCACGGUUUAUGCCUCAAAGGGCAGGCAUACGAAGCAGAGAUUCUACUCAAAGAAAUGGAGAUGAAGGGAUUGGUUCCUGAUCAUGUAACUUAUACCUCUUUAAUUGAUGGAUAUGUAGCUUUGGGUGGGUUAGAUCAUGCGUUCUUACUUUUCUCCAAGAUGAUUCAUAGUGGGUGCCAACCAAAUUAUAGAACCUAUAAUGUGCUUUUGAAGGGUUUGCAGAAUGGAAAGGAUUGUUAUAGUUUUGAUGUUUUGUGUAGUUUAUUGGACAGAAUGUCAGAAAGCAUAUGUGGGCCCAGUUUAGAUACAUACAACAAAUGUGCUGACUU
Molecule: messenger RNA, 2259 nt
Organism: Cuscuta epithymum
Lineage: Eukaryota; Viridiplantae; Streptophyta; Magnoliopsida; Solanales; Convolvulaceae
Source: the annotation of a GenBank genome assembly